Messenger RNA from Striga asiatica, 1074 nucleotides. NCBI's taxonomy places the organism in Eukaryota, Viridiplantae, Streptophyta, Magnoliopsida, Lamiales, Orobanchaceae. The record is from the annotation of a GenBank genome assembly.
AUGGACAGCGCCCUCGUCAAGCAAUCAUCGGUGCACAAGAAAAUCACCAAAAAGAUCUUUAAACCCUCCAAACAGAGCAUCCACAAGAAACCCAAACCCCAACAACCAAGAGAAUUUCUAUUUCCCAAAGACCCCCCAAAAGUCAUCCUUAUUUCCGUCACGGACCCAUACGCCACCGAUUCCUCCGACGAAGAUGAAGACGGUGGCCGCCGCCGACAGCGCGUCAAGAAAUACAUCACCGAAAUCAGAAUGGAGCAGGGGAACUCCUCCAACGGCCGGAAACGGACCGCCGACGGCCUCCAGCCCAAGCCCGCGGAGGCUCCUCCCGACGCGGCGGACGGCGGCUCUAGGAAGUUCCGAGGCGUGCGGCGGAGGGCGUGGGGCAAGUGGGCGGCGGAGAUCAGAGACCCCCACAAGAAGGCGAGGCUCUGGUUGGGCACCUACGACACGGCCGAGGAGGCCGCCAUGGUCUACGACAGCGCCGCCAUAAAGCUACGCGGCCCGGACGCCGUCACCAACUUCUCCGUCCCGCCGGAGAGGGAUCUGCUACAGCCGCCGCCGUCGUAUUCCGGCGCCGGCUACGACUCCGGCGAGGAGUCCCGCAGCUUGCACUCGCCGACCUCCGUCUUCCGGUUCAGGAGCGCGGAUCCGCAGCCGAGCCGGUCCGUCUCGGUCCAGGAUUUGGGAAAUGUGCCGCCCGAACCGUGUGUCUCUGUGGAGGGUCCGGUUAUCCAUGAGGUGAACCGGGCCGUUUGUUUUUCUGAACCGGUUCUUGAGCCGGUUCAACAGGCGGACGAGUAUCAGGGGGAAACAAGUGUUGUGCCUGAUUAUUCUAACGGCUACUUGCCUACGGACUCGCCGUUCUUGGAUUCUUUCUUCAAUUUUCAGCCGCAGGAUCAAACGUUGUUGUUCGAUGAUGGGUUGGGCCUUACCAAUUUUGACAAAUCCGAUUGUUUCACAGAAUGGGCCGAUAGCUUUCCGGAUUUUGAAUCCAAUUAUGGGGAGAUUAAGGAUUCGUUUCAAGAUCACGAGUUGCUUGAUGUUGGCGACUACUUUCAAGACGAUGUUGCUUGA